Messenger RNA from Perkinsus marinus ATCC 50983, 1377 nucleotides. Its product is annotated as Cell wall integrity and stress response component 3 precursor, putative. The transcript has a single exon. The coding region runs from base 1 to 1377 and encodes 458 amino acids. Lineage: Eukaryota; Perkinsozoa; Perkinsida; Perkinsidae. The record is from RefSeq and is a predicted model, not a curated record.
AUGUGCCAGAGUCUCAAUGAUGAGGCUUCAUACUGCAAGUGGUGGCUUCCUCGCCCUACUUGUCUUGGUGGCGAUCAACCGUGUGGGGAUCAAACUGUAUGCACCUCCCAGACGUGGCCUCCUGCUCCCACACCUUCUCUCCCAGCUGGUGCGCACCCCUACGAGUCUGCCCCCUGCAACGCCUACUGCGUCGGUCUCAAUGGGCCAACUUCGUACUGUAAGUGGUGGAAAAACGAGCCUGUCUGUCAGGGUGGCGAUCAAUCUUGUAGCCCAUCGGAUUGUCCCACAGGCACUCCUGCUCCCACCGAAGGUCCUCCUGAUGCACAUGUUGGUCCCAGCUCCAACUGCGAUGCUUACUGUACCGCUGUUAAUCCUGACCUUUCUUUUGAUCGCGUGUCGUACUGCAAGUGGUGGCUCCACGUGCCUGUCUGUUACGAUGGUGAUCAGCCUUGUGGCCCGAGCGUCUGCAGCAACUUCGGUGAGACUACAACCCCGACUACAUCGAUCCCAUCUGGGACGCCGACUACCCAGGCUACUACGAUUCCCUCUUCGACAUCCCAGAUUGUCACCACGCAGUCGGCCACUACUUUGACUCCUACAACUCAGGUUGUUACUACUGUGACUCCUACAACUCAGGCUGUUACCACUGUGCCUCCUACAACUCAUGCUGUUACGACUGUGCCUCCUACUACUCAGGCUGUUACCACUGUGGCUCCUACCACACAAGCGGGAACCACUGCGGCUCCCACAACUCAGGCUACUACUAUUCCCUCUUCGACCUCUCAGACUGCCACCACCCAAUCGGUAACCACCGUGGCUGCUACAACUCAGGCGGCCACCACUGUGGUUGCUACAACUCAGGCUGUUACCUCUGCGGAGGCUACAACUCAGGCUGUUACUACUGUGCCUCCUACAACUCAGGUUGUUACCACUGUGGCUCCUACAACUCAGGCUGUUACCUCUGUGGAGGCUACAACUCAGGCUGUUACUACUGUGCCUCCUACAACUCAGGUUGUUACCACUGUGGCUCCUACUACUCAGGCUGUUACCGCUGCGACUCCUACCACACAAGUGGGAACCAGUGCGGCUCCCACGACUCGGGUUACUACUAUUUCCUCUUCGACCUCUCAUUAUUUGGAGAAGAUAGGACGCUCGACGUCCAAGACCUGUCGACUCUGCGGUUAUCCCGACGAGACGUGGGAGCACCUCACAGAUCAGUGCCCCAAACUGAGCAGACUACGCUACAUGGUGAAAAGACCGCCAGGCGUUGGGUAUGCGUACUACUUUACAGAGAGAUCGAGGGCGCAGAGACUAGCGAAGUUUGCUGCGAGGGUGCUGCAAGUGCUAUCCGGUAUGCAGGCCACUGGCUCUCAUUAG